Messenger RNA from Engraulis encrasicolus (European anchovy), 1570 nucleotides. RefSeq lists its product as uncharacterized. The coding region runs from base 84 to 1301 and encodes 405 amino acids. The record is from RefSeq and is a predicted model, not a curated record. NCBI's taxonomy places the organism in Eukaryota, Metazoa, Chordata, Actinopteri, Clupeiformes, Engraulidae. The transcript is spliced from 8 exons.
UAUAAUCACACAGGCUCACAUCAGAUGGGAGGUUAUCUUUGCUGUCUUCUCAGAGUUGGUCAUUUGAACUUUUGACUUGAAAGAUGGACGCUGCAAGGACAAAGAAAAGGCCUCGGCGAUAUUGUGACCAUUGUGACACUGAGCUAAGUCAUACACAAUAUUUUGCCCACAAGAAGCGGUAUUUCAGAAGAGGAGUUUGGCAGAAAGUAAACAAAUUUCCGUCAUCUGUCCCCAGCGGACAGCGUGAGGACCCUGAAAAUACUGGUAACUUGGCUGAAGUUGAAAAAACAGUGCACUCUUUGAAGACAGAAGUGGACUUGGUGGAGGAAAACGACAACAUUCAACCAGUCACUGAAACCCAUCAUGGUGACCAAAGCAUUCACCAGUACAUGGACUCAGGCGAUGCAGUGUCUGAGCAAGAAGAGGCAGACUUUUGUUAUGACGAUGAGUUUGUGUAUGAAGAAGGGGAAAGCCUUGCUGAUGUCCAGAGUGAAACCAGUCGUCAUAUUCAAGAUGAAGGUUAUGGGGAGGAUCAGUCCAACCGUGAAAAACCACAGGACUUGAUGAUGAUACUUAAUGCUAUCAGUGGGGUGUCUUGUAUGAUGACAAACACGAUGGAAGACAUCAUAGCAAGGAUCAACCAGAGAUUCGAUGGGCUGGAGGUCAGAUUGGAUGUUGUUGAGAAAGAUUUGGAGUCAUUGCAGUCCAGUAUGUCACAGUCCAACUCGACAGAAGCAGAGGACACCCCGAAGAGAAGACGGGUACUAAAUCCAAAAGUUGCGGAAGCAGUUCGUCGCCUGCACAACUCUGGGCAAUCCCCUUUCCGUUACAAUCCAGAGGAAGGGUUGGUAUCUCCUCACAAUCUGGAGACGACAUGCCGCUUGAGGGAGGCAAUUUCUAACAGUCCGGAAUUCAGAGAAGUAGAUGACGACACCAUCACGGCUGCAUGCAAGACUUACUUUGAGAAUGUGCGGAGGAACUAUCGAUUCAGCCAGCCUGAGCAUGCAGGAAAGGCGGAAGCUGCCAAGCUGUAUGCUAGAAGUCGCUCCAGGAAGAAGAGGCUCCUGGAUGCGAGACGUAGUGUCCUGCGGGAUGGUGAGAGUGAAAUCUUCAAAAGUGCUACCGUAGACCUUAUGUCAGAUGAAGAAGAUGGCAUCGUCAAUGGUGUGGCUGGGUGGAUUGUUCGACCACCGCCUUCACGCAGCCAAGAGCUGAGCGAACUGUGUGCUGUGCUACAGGCACGGUUGGAGGCAAAUCCGAAGUACAUGGAGUCUCGCCACAGCAGAAGACUGAAAGAGUAACCUCCUGGAAGUGAGACGGCAGGAUGUUGAGGCUGCAGUCUUAAGAGUGCUCCUGAGGACCAUUGGUGACAGAAAGGGGGAUGCAGUGGUGCAUUCGCAUCCCCAUUUUUGGGCUCCCUUAAUGAGGCUUUCUCAACUUUUACUGCACACAAACGAGUGGAGUGAAGCAGCAGGAACAUUUUCUAGAAAUAUUGAAUCAAGAAAAAAAAUGCACCACCACUUUAAAAUUGGUGGCUAAUCCCAAGACCAUGGAGUCAUCUCAAUAUAUU